UGAACGAGAUGCGCCAGCGUUUCGAAAUCUCCAAACUACGGACAUUGGUGAAGAAGGUUAUGGCGAGAUGCGUCUGGUGCCACGUUAUGAAGACCAAACCGAAGUCUCCACCCAUGGCAUCACUUCCGGAUGCUCGAGUAAGCGCAUUUGUUAGACCUUUUACAUUUGUUGGGUUGGAUUAUUUUGGUCCAGUGUUCGUUCGAGUUGGUAGGAAUCAGGCCAAACGUUGGGUGGCUCUCUUCACCUGCCUCACCAUUCGAGCCGUACACUUAGAGGUAGUGCACACCCUAUCAACAGAGUCUUGCAUUAUGGCAGUUAGGCGAUUCGUUGCACGUCGAGGAUCUCCCGCCGUAUUCUAUACGGAUAAUGCGACAUGUUUUCAUGGUGCAGAUAAAGAGCUACAAUCUCAGGUCGACAUUCGAAACAGAGCUUUAGCGUCUACGUUCACCAGUUCCCAAACCAGCUGGAAAUUCAUUCCCCCUGCUGCUCCCCAUAUGGGAGGAGCAUGGGAGCGACUUGUCCGUUCUGUAAAAAUAGCAGUUGGCACAAUAAUAGAUGCUCCCCGCAAACCCGACGACGAAACUCUGGAGACUGUUUUAUACGAUGCUGAGGCCAUGAUAAAUUCUAGGCCCCUGACGUACAUUCCACUGGAAGAUGCUGACCAGGAGGCACUGACUCCCAAUCAUUUUUUGCUGGGUAGCUCUUCCGGCAUUAAAAUUGAACCCGUAGAGACAGGCAACCGCUCCAUCCUGCGGAGUAGUUGGAAACUCGCUCAGCACAUCACUGACGAGUUCUGGCGGAGGUGGGUGAAGGAAUACCUACCAGUUAUAACUCGAAGAUGUAAGUGGUUCGAAGAGACGAAAAACAUAGAGGUGGGAGAUUUGGUACUGGUCGUGAACGGUACAGGAAGGAACCAAUGGAUACGUGGACGUGUGGAACAGGUUUUCUCAGGACGCGAUGGGAGAGUUCGUCAGGCGAUGAUACGAACUGCGACUGGUGUUCUACGGCGACCGGUGGUUAAGCUAGCGAUUUUGGACGUCGAGAAAGUUAGUAAACCCAAUCAAGAGUCUACAGGGGAUCAGGACCAUUACAUGGGUUUACGGGCGGGGGUAUGUGACGGCAAAAAACCCGAUACCGAUAACACUACAGCCGCUCUAUCCAGUGAAGAUUCGAUUCCGCAACGCACUCUUCGACAGGCCACAAAAACCAAAGCAAAAUUAGAAAACAAAACGUCAAACUGAAGAUACAAAACAGAAAAGAAUUGAAAAGGAUAAAAAUUGUCGAUCAAAAGAAGAAUCGUAUCAAAAGUUUUCUAUUAUCUAAAUAAUUCAAAGUGAAAUCUUAAAUUUAAAAAUAUUCUGAAUUACAGUGGGUAAAAAACUAAAGCUAACUGGUCGUCCUGAUAGGAUCUUUCCUUUGUAAUAGCUUCACCAAAAUUGUGAGUCACAUGAGAUGAAAUCCCACCAAAUUCUAAUAAAAUGCUUUGCAGCAAAAAGUCAACCACAACCAUAUCGUGUUUUCUUUCUUGACUUGGUGCAAUCUAAC
Molecule: messenger RNA, 1545 nt
Organism: Toxorhynchites rutilus septentrionalis
Lineage: Eukaryota; Metazoa; Arthropoda; Insecta; Diptera; Culicidae
Exons: 2
Coding region: 9-1241 (410 amino acids)
Biological process (GO): DNA integration
Molecular function (GO): nucleic acid binding
Source: RefSeq, a predicted model, not a curated record